AUGUACAACAAGAGCAACCUGCAGCUUGUCAUGGAUUAUGGGAGUGACAACGGCACAUGGCCCGAGGACCAGCUGCACCUCUUCCCUGCACCGCUGCUCACAGGCAUCACUGUCACCUGCGUGCUCCUUUUUGUGAUUGGGAUUCUAGGGAACAUGAUGACAAUGCUGGUGGUCUCCAAGUUCCGGGACAUGAGGACCACCACCAACCUGUACCUUUCCAGCAUGGCUUUCUCGGACCUGUUGAUCUUUCUCUGCAUGCCCCUGGAUCUUUUCCGCCUCUGGCAGUACCGGCCCUGGAAUCUGGGGGACCUUCUCUGCAAGCUCUUCCAGUUUGUCAGUGAGAGUUGCACUUACUCCACCAUCCUCAACAUCACGGCCCUGAGCGUGGAGAGGUAUUUCGCCGUCUGCUUCCCUCUUUGGGCCAAGGUGGUGAUCACCAAAGGGAAAGUCAAGCUGGUCAUCCUGGUGCUUUGGGCAGUGUCCUUUGUCAGCGCCGGGCCAAUCUUUGUCUUGGUUGGGGUUGAGCACGAGAACGGGACGGACCCCUCGGACACGAACGAAUGUAGAGCCACAGAGUAUGCGAUUCAGUCGGGGCUCCUGACAAUUAUGGUGUGGACCUCGAGCGUCUUCUUUUUCCUGCCUGUGUUUUGCUUGACUGUUCUGUACAGCCUCAUUGUGCGAAAACUCUGGAGGAGAAAGAGAAAAGGCAUCGGGCCAAAGGCGUCCAUCAGGGACAAGUACAACAGGCAAACUGUGAAAAUGUUAGCUGUGGUGGUCUUUGCAUUCAUCCUCUGCUGGUUGCCUUUCCACAUAGGACGUUACCUGUUUUCCAAAUCCUUUGAGGUUGGAUCCUUGGAAAUAGCCGUCAUCAGCCAGUACUGCAACUUGGUAUCAUUUGUCCUUUUCUACCUAAGCGCUGCCAUCAACCCAAUCCUGUACAACAUCAUGUCAAAGAAAUACCGCAAGGCAGCCUACAGGCUCUUUGGAAUCAAGAUGCUCAGGAAGAAAAGGCACUCGGUGAGAAAGGAGGGAGGAUCUCGUGCAUGGACAGAUUCCAGCGUCAGAGCAACAUGA
This is a messenger RNA of Rhineura floridana, 1074 nucleotides long. RefSeq names its product growth hormone secretagogue receptor (gene GHSR). The transcript has 2 exons. Gene Ontology annotation, cellular component: plasma membrane. Bases 1 to 1074 code for a protein of 357 amino acids. Gene Ontology annotation, biological process: hormone-mediated signaling pathway; G protein-coupled receptor signaling pathway. Gene Ontology annotation, molecular function: growth hormone secretagogue receptor activity. NCBI's taxonomy places the organism in Eukaryota, Metazoa, Chordata, Lepidosauria, Squamata, Rhineuridae. The record is from RefSeq and is a predicted model, not a curated record.